Messenger RNA from Alexandromys fortis (reed vole), 2448 nucleotides. RefSeq names its product taste receptor cell protein 1-like. The record is from RefSeq and is a predicted model, not a curated record. Lineage: Eukaryota; Metazoa; Chordata; Mammalia; Rodentia; Cricetidae. Bases 1 to 2448 code for a protein of 815 amino acids. The transcript is spliced from 12 exons.
AUGGACAAAUGGUGGUUUUCUGUAGUGGGAAUCCUCUUGGCCACCUUCCUGGUAGCCUCGGCUUCUACCCUGGCCCUUCUUUCUACACAUGAGGACCUUAAGAAACUUCCUUCAGCCCCUGGCACAUCUGCUCGGCAAAGUAGCAGCACCCUGGACACCCGAACAGAAACUGUUGACAGCAUCUCAGUUGAGAAGAAUUCAGAGGCCCUGGAGAAGAGAGCAGGAGCCCUUUCUAAAGAGGCAUCAGGAGGCCAGGAGGCCCCCUCAAUGUCUGGCCCCUUAGGAAGUACCAGGCCCUCAAGGAGAGGCAUACCCAGACCAAUCCCCUCAGUCCUGACCACAUCUGCAGCCCACAGAACUGCUGAUUCUCAGCCAGUGUCCUCAGAUGCUGACCCUGUAGCAGAAAACAUGGCCUCUAGAACUCUAGAAACAAUUGCUAUGCCAUUGCCACAGCCUUCUUCCACACAUGGAUCUGAGAAGAAGUUCAGCAAGGUCCCCAAGUUGUCUUGGAUAGUCCCUGCCUCUGCAUUGCCGGCGACAAACGUUGCACCUAAACCAACAUGCCCUCCAGUCAGAGUGUUCCCUUUCCCCAUAUUUUCUAGAGCUCCAUGCCUGUUCCAGAACACCUUCAGUCCCACUGCGUGGAGGACUGGCCACUCCAGGCCAGAGGCAUCCCCUUCUGUGGCUCCCAGGAGCUCCUCAGGACUGCCUAACUUUCCAGGGGUGCCUAACACAUUGAACGUCACAGAGCCCCUGCUGCCUGCAUCUUCAGGAGCAUCCCAGCUGGGCCUGCCCUCCCAAGCCUUUACAGUGGGCUCCGGGUCAGCUGAAAACGCUGUAGCUUUGGCCACAGGCCCAGUAUCCAGUGAUGCUUCUGUGCUGUUGUUGUCCUCAGCAACGUCACCUUCACAUCCAUUUUCCCCCUACUCCCCGCCCUCCUCAUCGGCAGCGCUCCCAUCUUCAUCCCCAUUGCCUGCAUCUCUGUCAUUCUUCCCAUCACCAUCCUCGAUCCUGGCCCCAAUUUCCUCUGUCGCCACAGAAGCCAGGGACCUUCCUCAACCUUCUGUGUCUGUGACCGCACCCUCAACUACAGACUCUUUCAUUAAAACCUCAAACCUUGCACCCCUACAGCCCAGCCACCCCGGGCCAUGGGUUCCUACCAGCCCGGUCCACCUGCCCACCCUCUCCCUCGCCCCACAUAGCUCUGGCUCCACAAAGUUAUCUGGAGGUGCUGAUACUACCCACUCCCCUACCCUGCCUCACCCUGGCCAAGCUGUGUCUUUGCAGGACUUGAGUUCCUCCACUCCAGGACCUAGUCAAGUGAUUCACUCUGUGACCUUCAGGAUCAACAGUGAAUGCUUCACCACAGCUGCCUGGAACCUGAUGGCCCUGAAGCACCAGACGUUGGAGAGGUUUCUCUGCUACCAGCUCCAGCUUGUCUAUCGUGAGGCCUUCUCCAGCUUCAAGAAUGUCAGCGCCCUGCUGUUUCGGCCCGGUUCUACAGAAGUGCAGGCCUCCCUCGUGUUUGGUCAGCCAGAUCCCUCAGCCCUAGAAAUCCUCUGGACUUUAUACCACAAAGUGAAGGGCUCCAGGGGGUUGCUUGGGCACCUGUCCCUGACUGACAACAGCCUCUCCUCUGAUGGGUACAACGUAACAGACCUCUCCCGGGAGACCGUCAGCAUCAGCUUCAUCCUCAUGAGGCCCUUCCUGCCCCAGCUGCUUCUGCCGGGAUCUCAAGCUUUUAUCCUGUUGGAGAAGCAGAUCCUCCCACUGGUCACCCCUGAAGUGUCAAGAUUCUACAAGGCUAAUCCCCAGGACCAGCCCCUCCUCCUGUUCAGCAACGUGAACGAGUGGGUGAGCAUUUACAUGGAAUACAAGUUCAAGAGCCCCGUCCCCACCCACCUCCAAGGCCUGGCCAGUUACUUGGCCCAUCACAUAACAGACCCCACCCUCCAGAAAUCCAGCAUGGUGGUCAAUGGUGAGAAGGCAGAGCUGGCACUUUAUGAGACACGGCUCCUGAUCCUGGAUCAUCCCUUCAUCAAGGCCUUGGAGAGCAAGACCAGUUCUGAGUCCCAGGAGCUUCGUGGCCUGCUGACAAAAUGGCUGACCUCCGUCCUCCAGCCAUUGCAGAACUUUGGUCAAGUCGUGGUGGAAGAAUUCCAGCAGGAGCCACUGACUGCCAAAGUGCAAGCUGCCUUCUUUGGGGCUGCACCAGCCCAGGCCGUCAUUCAAGACUGCAUGCGCCAAGCCCUGAGCUUCCUGCAGGAAGCUGAGGGUCUCCAGUUCGAGAUGUUUGUCCCAGUCCUUGGCAUACCCAGCUCCAGAGCCUCCAGAGGCCCCAGCCAUGGGUUCAUGCUGAAUCUCCAGCUCAUCACCUCUCUCCUCAUCCUGGUGGCCCCUGGAGCUGCUCCCCACUUCACCAAGAAGCAAACCCCAUACCUCUCCUAG